Messenger RNA from Puccinia triticina, 6360 nucleotides. RefSeq lists its product as uncharacterized. Gene Ontology annotation, biological process: microtubule polymerization; mitotic spindle organization; establishment or maintenance of microtubule cytoskeleton polarity. The record is from RefSeq and is a predicted model, not a curated record. The transcript has 16 exons. Bases 1 to 6360 code for a protein of 2119 amino acids. Gene Ontology annotation, molecular function: microtubule plus end polymerase activity; microtubule plus-end binding. NCBI's taxonomy places the organism in Eukaryota, Fungi, Basidiomycota, Pucciniomycetes, Pucciniales, Pucciniaceae. Gene Ontology annotation, cellular component: spindle pole body; spindle pole; centrosome.
AUGGCCGAGCCCCCACAGGAUUCGGAUUGGCAAAAUUUGUCUGUCCAAGAGCAGCUCAACCAUAAGCUUUGGAAAGCACGUCUCGCCGGAUAUGAAACUCUUAUCAAACAAUUCCAACUGGCAGAGGACGAGGAUGAUGAGGUGUUCACUGAAUGGAAUCGUGAUCAUCAGUGGCCUCAUAAAGCUGUAACAGACUCUAACGCCGUCGCUCAAGAAAAAGGUGUCCUGCUGGUUUCGAUUUACAUCCGACUGGCUGGUCGAGCGGGCUCCCGAUGUCGGCCGGAUUGCAUCGCGCCAUUAGUCGAGAAAAGUUUGGCUACGAACACUCGGAAAGGAACACGAGAGGCCGCGAUUGAGUGUCUGCUAGGAUGGGCUAUGUCCGAAGCCGAUGGUGAUAAAGCCGAAGGAAUCGUGACCGCGGUCUUGGAAGGUUUAAAGUCGAAGCAACCCAAAGUGGUCGCAGGGGCCGCUUCAGCCUUGAAUGCACUGGUUUCGGCAUUUGGAGUCAGAGUCAUCAACAUCAAAUUGAUACUCAAAGCAUUACCUCAAAUGUUUGCACAUGCCGACAAAGGUGUCCGGGAAGAAGGUAGAUUACUGGUUCAAACUAUCUAUCAGUUUCUUGGUGCCGCGCUCGAACCAUCACUCAAUGGACUCAAACCCGUCCAAGUCAAAGAGCUGCAAGAUUUGUUUGCUUCGUUAGACGCUGAAGGAAAAGGGAAAGGGACCGGUGUCCCAACACGCGAGACCGCUGGCCAGAUGCGUGAUCGACUUCAAAGAGAAGCACAAGCAGCCCUCAAGGAAAGCGCCUCCCAGAAUGACCCCGAGGGUGACGCUCCGGCAGAAGAUCUGGAAGCAGCGGACGAGGCACCCGAGGACAUGGACCCCUAUGAGCUAGCUGACCCGGUCGCCAUCCUAGAUCAACUGCCGUCGGGAUUUUACGAGCAUUUGGCGUCAAGUAAAUGGAAAGAACGCAAAGAAGAAGCCCUUGAUCCACUCCUCGCAGCUUUAAAACCAGCUAUCAAGAUUAAAAACGAUCACUACGACGAAUUAAUUAAGGCUCUCGGCGGGAGGAUGGCCGAUGCCAAUAUUCUAUGUGUCAUAGGAGCUGCAAAUUGCCUGGAGUGUUUAGCGAAAGGACUCAGGGCAGAUUUUGCGAAGUACCGAAGCUUAAUGGUCGUACCCAUUCUUGAAAAAUUCAAAGAGAAAAAGGUAAACGUUGUUGAAGCGUUGAGCAACUGUCUAGAUGCUAUGGCAGCCACGGUAACACUCAGUGAUCUCACGGAAGACAUCGUGAACUUUUCCAAGCAUAAAAAUCCUCAAGUCAAAGAACAAACUAUGAAGUUCCUUGUCAGAUGCCUACGGAACACGAUGCAUGCUAUCCCCAAGGCUGAGUUAAAGUCGCUAUCUGACGUGAUGCUCAGUGGAUUGGAAGAUGCCGUAGUGCCAGUGAGGGAAAUCGCUGCUGAAGGACUGGGGACCCUCAUGAAGCUAGUUGGCAAGGCGACAUUCACUCCGAUCAUUCAAGGACAAGAUGAUCUGCGCAAGGUGAAAGUAGAAGAGUAUUAUGAAAAAGCCGAAGUGAAGUACCAACCACCGAAAGCCAAACCCAAAGUCCCGGCCCCGAAACCUGCCUCGAAAGCCCCCCCAAAGAAACCUGUUGCCAAACCACCCCCUCGCGUCACUUCGCCAGCACCCUCUCCUACCGACAACGGCCUGGGCUCUUCCAUUUCUUCCAAGCCAACAGUGCGCCCCGUGAAGAAGCCCGUGCCUUCAGCAGCCCCUCCCUCAAAAAAGAGUGCCGGCAGCGCCCCAGCUCCUGUUGCAGGGAGCACUAGCGCCAAGGCCACCGAAGAAGUUCGCUAUAAAAUGUCACAAGAUGAUGCAGAAGCGAGAGCACCCGACUGUUUACCGGCCAGUUUCAUCGAAGGGGUUGGAAACAGCUUGUGGAAGACUCGUCUGGCUGCUUUGGAGGAACUACUGAGUUGGAUUCCUGAACAGGCCGAUGAAAUCGAAGCUGAAGUAAUUGUUCGGUAUCUGAAUAAAAAGCCUGGGCCAAAGGAGAGCAAUUUCCAGGUCUGGCAGCGCGUGUUCUCCGUCAUCCAUCUUCUUGCCGAACAGUGUCCGACAUUCACCAAGGCAUGCAUGGCUUUGACAAUACCAUCAUGUUUUGAAAAAUAUGGAGAUGCCAAGAUCAAGGAGGCCGCAGGCAACGCGUUAAUAACCUUUGCUGAGAAAUCUUCUUUGGGUUUCGUGUUAUCACAAGCGUUCGAAUCAAUUUCUAAGCAGAAAGCCGUGAAGAUACAAGCAGAGAGCUUUUCGUUUAUAGAUUCUGCACUCAUCGAAUUUGGAAUAAACGGCGUACCGGUCAGAAACCUGAUUGAGUGCCUAAAGACUGGUCUGAAAAGUGUUAAUGCAGCUGUUCGGACGAAUGCUACCAAAGCUUUGGUGACUACGAAACUUUGCAUAGGGGCUGAUAUUACCAAUUUCCUCCAAGAUCUGAAUCCUCAGUUACUGGGCACGAUUGAAAGCGAGUUUGCUAAAAUUGCGGAAGAACGGCCGCCUACUCCGACCCGACAAAGUGCGGAUGUUGCUCAAGCAACUCACGGUGAAGGCAACGGGGCUAAAGGCAAAGGUAAAACAGGCACCUCUGGCGAUCCACUCGAUGAAUUGUUUCCCCGAGUGGACCUUGAUCGAUUAGUAUCGAGCAGUACUAUAAAGGCCUGUGAUGAUCCAGCUUGGAAGAUCCGAAAAGAGGCUUUGACAACUAUUCAAGAUAUUCUCGAGCAAAACAAACGCUUGAAGCCCAACCUUGGAUCAGAUCUCUCGGCCUCAUUGAAACUGCGCUUGGCAGAUGCCAACAAAGCAGUCCAGACUCUGGCUCUGGAUGUAGUUUCCCGAAUCGCCACCGGAAUGGGCAAGCCCUUCGAACGACAUGUCAAGCCCCUAGCCCCAUCGAUAUUAAAUAUCUUAGCUGAUAAAAACGCCACAGCCCGGAAUAACGCCUUAAACGCAUUGACCGUGGUCGCAGAUUCGUGCGGGUUGGACUGUUUAGCAUCUAGUGUUGGAACCUCCUUAGAAAUAGCGAAACCCGAGCUUAGAUCAUCAGCCCUCAAUUGGUUUGUCGAACGCGUUGCGGAUCCUGAGGCGGUGAAAGGUCUGGAUUUGUCUACUUUUGCUUCGCCGAUCAUCUCUUGCCUAGAGGAUCGAAACGCCGAGGUUCGCAAAGGUGCCACCGCCCUGUUACCAACAAUCGUGUCAUCAGUCGGUAUUGAUUCGAUUCUCGAGGAAACCAAUAAUCUGAAACCCGCCUCUCGAAAUAACGUGGUUCCGAUGAUUGAAAGUUGUAGGCCGGCAGCGCCUGUGAAGGUCCUUGCUUCUAAGGCACCACCCAGCAAGACAGCCUCUAAAACAGCACCCGCGGCUAGCAAACAACAAGCAAGGCCGCCAUCUGCCGCUAGUAUGAACAGGGCCAGCACGCCGUCUCGUGAUGACAGGCCACCGCUGUCGAAGUCCAGGCUGGGAGCGCGGAAGCCUGGGGUUCCGCUUAGUUCCAAGCUCGCACCUGUUGCUUGCCAGCCCUCAUCUCCCGCCCCCACGGCUGCUGCUGCUGCUGCUGCAGAAGUUCCUUUCCGCUCGGGAGAUCCCAAGUCCAAGACAGCUCGUGCAAGCAAGGAAACUGGACCUUUGAAGUGGGUCAUUGACGGUGCAGUGCGCAAAGAUCAAAUCGAGCAACUGUAUCUACAGAUGGCCCCUCAAAUCAGCGCCGAGCUUCUCGGGCAACUGUUUAGCAAAGAUCACCAUUGCGAAAAAGAUUUUCUCGCUGGGCUCAACGUCAUCGAAACCUGGACAUCUGACCCAUCAACUGCUGGAGAACAAGUCGACUUGGAAGAAUCAGACAUCAGGGACAGACUAUUAGCAAACUCAGACCUUGUAUUCAAGUAUCUGACCAUUCGAUUGCAUGACACAAAUACCACAAUCACCAUGAAGUGUUUGGACAUCAUUGAUCAAUAUAUCGCGGCUUUGCAACUGGACGGCUAUCGCUUGACUGAUUACGAGGCCUCUAUUCUCUUGCCAAGCUUGAUUGGGCGAUGCGGGGAUAGCAAAGAAGUCCUUCGAACUCGAAUUCGCACAAUAUUCAAGAAUUUAUGUGGUAUUUAUCCAUUCAGCAAAGUCUUUCAAAGUCUUAUCGAUCAUGGUCUCAAGGCAAAGAAUGCUCGAAUACGUGCCGAGUGUGCCGAAGAGCUCAGUGCUCUAUUUCAAAGGCAUGGCCUUAAUGUGUGUCAGCCGGCCAAGGCUUUACCAAUGAUCGCCGCUCUGAUAUCUGAUCGCGAUUCAGCCGUGCGCAACGGGGCACUUGCCGCGUUAGCGAGUGCCUACGCCUCUGCCGGCGACGUGAUUUUGAAAUACGUGAAACAUUUGUCCGGAAAAGAGCAGGACAUGCUGACCGAGCGUCUCAAGCGGACAGAAGCUCCUGCAUCCCCGAAGGCAGAUCGUUUUCCCACCGAACCUUGCGCUUCACCCACUCCAAGAGGACCUGCGGCCGCCCGUCGGCCGAAACCAAGUGUACUACGCCGUCCAUCGGCCGCUUUUAAUCCGCCUAGCGAAUCGGAAAUCGCUAGUAAUUUAAAAGAUGCCCAUCGAAAGCCAACGAGUUUGAUGAAAUCAACCUCAUCUGCAAUACCACCACCAACCAAAAUGCAUCCUCCGGCCGUCGCUGCUCGUCAAUUGUCCUCAAUGGACCUUUCUCGGAAUAGCUCAGUCUCGAGUAACAAUAUAUCCAGCUCUAAAAUUGAUCCGCGUCUGUCUCUCCGCCCUUCUGCGGGUCAGUCUCCAGGAAUGGUGCCAGCAGCUUCAACUGACUCGGUGGUUUCGAAUGCAAUUAAUUAUCCCGGCGUCAUAGGAGAGAUCUUGUCGAGUGAUGACAUUCGAAGUACAGAUGCACUCAAAUCAAUCCAGGCUGACAUUGCUGAGCAACCAGAUACACUUAUUUCCACGGCAGAUGCGAUCGUCGAUGUGAUUUCCACUCAGAUGAAAAUUGCAUUCGAAAAUCUCGACGUUUCCACCCCUCCAAUGAAGCUGCGACUCUGUAAACAUUUGAUGCAAACUUUAUCAACUCUCUUCGAUCGCAGUCAGUUGGCGACCGCUGUUUCUAAAGACUCAUUAGUCGGCAUAUUGGCCCAGCUCACUCAAAGGCUACAAGAAACUGCCGAUAAUCCAUCUAGUGAACAUAUCACCAGCUUAUCAAAGGUGUUGAACAUGGUCCUGAUUAGAAUAUUCCACAAUGCAGAUCGAAGUGCAUGUUUUGGAGCACUAUUUGCUGUUCUGAGAAUGACUACAAUUGAUAUGCGCGAAAUCGAAGAUGAAGUUGAACUGGGACACCGAGCAAAGUAUGCGGAAUUGGUCAUGAAAUGUUUGUGGAAAGUUUCUAAAACAGCAAAGGAAUCAUUGGAGGACGGAACAUUAGAUGUCUCAAUUUUAUUGCGAGAUAUAGACGAAUUUCUGGUUUCCAUUCCACCGGCCGAAUGGCGGCGACGAGCCAACGACAACGUCCCACUAGCAGACAUGCCUCUUCGGACCGUCAAAACGAUUUUACAGCAAGUAGUCACCAUUUAUGGAGAUGCUGUAUACGAUGCGGUGUCAGUUUUGAAAAAUCCACAAGACACUUUUGUAUAUCAAUACCUGUUUCGACUGCUCAACAACUCGUGGGCGGCUGGUGGAAAUCCUUCGUCCAAUCGACCAACGGGCAGCAGUCGAGCAAUGGUAACAUCAUCUUCAGCAGGGGCACGUAGCCCACCGCCCGCGUUUCCAAAUCCUAGACCACCUGAGACUGGAGGGGCUAGGCGAGACUCUAAAUCAUCAGCUGCGUCUUUUGCCAGUACUUCGUUGCCGAAAGCUGUUCCUGGAAAUGAGUCUUCAAGCGAGGUGGAACUAAAUAAUCAUCUCACUGAAAUCUUUGCAAAGAUUGGCAGCCCCAUUGAUUCAAAAAAGGGAAUUUCUGAGCUAUACCACCUACUCAAAAUGCACCCGGAGGCACACAGCAAAGUGGACAAGUGGAUUAGUGCUACUGGAACUUAUUUUCAAGCUUAUCUUCGGAGAGCCUUGAGUAAUUUGAAGGCAGACGAUCCUGACUUGCCCAACAGCGGGGGAUCAGAAGGACUUAUGCCUUCCGCUUCUGCAAGCCGACCGUCUACCGCCACCCUGCCUGUAAGCCCAUCUCUUAGCGCGUUUGGGCCCGAUGGAGGGGGAGCCAAUCGGAUUUCAAGGAGUCAAUCUCAAGAUGUCGAUCUCACCCGUUUGCAAUCUUUGUUUGGCUUUGAGGCCACUACGACUUCACCAACUAGGACUCAUAACAUGGAAUGA